Messenger RNA from Paramecium pentaurelia, 192 nucleotides. The record is from the annotation of a GenBank genome assembly. Lineage: Eukaryota; Ciliophora; Oligohymenophorea; Peniculida; Parameciidae.
AUGCAAUCACAGCAUACGUAUGAAGCCAUUAUCAAGCAUUAUGAAUAACCUAUAGAUAUUGCAACCAUAAUGUGUCCAGAAGAAUAUAGUUCAAUUAUAUUUUAAUUGUGUGAAGUUAGAAAUGGUAAAAUGGUUGGUUAUAGAGAUAUAUAAUAAAUAAGAUUGAUAUAUAUAUAAAUUCCCUUUGGAUGA